This is a messenger RNA of Elephantulus edwardii (Cape elephant shrew), 786 nucleotides long. RefSeq names its product carbonic anhydrase I (gene CA1). The transcript is spliced from 7 exons. Lineage: Eukaryota; Metazoa; Chordata; Mammalia; Macroscelidea; Macroscelididae. Bases 1 to 786 code for a protein of 261 amino acids. Gene Ontology annotation, molecular function: zinc ion binding; carbonate dehydratase activity. The record is from RefSeq and is a predicted model, not a curated record.
AUGGCAAGCUCUGACUGGGGAUAUGAUGGUCCAAAUGGUCCUGAACACUGGGGCACAAAAUACCCUAUCGCCAAUGGAAAUAAUCAGUCUCCUAUCGACAUCAAAACCAGUGACGUUAAACAUGAUACUACUAUGAAACCCAUCAGUGUCUCCUACGACCCAGCCACAGCCAAAGAGAUUAUCAAUGUGGGACAUUCAUUCCAUGUAACUUAUGAAGAUAAGGACAACCGAUCAGUGGUGAAAGGCGGCCCUCUCUCUGAAAUCUACAGGCUUGGCCAGUUCCAUUUUCAUUGGGGCAGUGCCAAUGACCAUGGCUCGGAGCACACAGUGGAUGGAACAAAGUUUUCUGGAGAGUUUCAUAUAGUUCACUGGAACUCAGCGAAGUACUCCAGCUUUGCCGAAGCCGCUUCCCAGCCUGAUGGCUUGGCAAUUAUUGGUGCAUUCCUGAAGGUUGGUGAGGCAAACCCAAUUCUACAGAAAGUACUUAAUUCCCUAAGUGCAAUUAAAACUAAGGGAAAACGUGCCCCAUUCACAAAUUUUGACCCUUCUACUCUCCUUCCUUCCUCUCUGGAUUACUGGACAUAUUUUGGUUCUCUGACCCAUCCCCCUCUUUAUGAGAGUGUAACUUGGAUCAUUUGUAAGGAAACCAUAAAUGUCAGCUCUGAACAGCUGGCCCAGUUCCGCAGCCUUCUAUCAAAUGCAGAAGGUGAAAAUGCUGUUCCCAUAAAGCACAACCACCGGCUACCUCAGCCUCUGAAGGGCAGAACAGUGAAAGCUUCAUUCUGA